AUGUCGGUCCCUCAGUCUCGUAUCUUUGAUCUUCUUCAGGUUCAAUGCCGCAUUUUCUCCCAGACCUUUAACCCCCAGCGCCUACGGACCGGCAAUCGAGUACUCCGCCAACGAUUACGGGGACCUUCCGUCGCUGCCUAUUAUCCCCGACGUGUCGCCACAAUAAAAGAUCUGAAAAAUCUGUACAAAGGCUUUGAUGAGGAGAUGGAGACGUGGGAUGACGAUGAGGAAGACAGAUUGGAGCAUUUAUUGCUGGCGAAGCAAAGGGGUAAGGGAGCGCCGAAGAAGAAGAGGACCGCUGAAGAAAGCAAGAAGAUAAAGGGGAAGAAGAAGCCUGCUGUUGCGGCGAUAGCGCCAAAGGAAUCAAAGUUCUAG
Messenger RNA from Letharia columbiana, 375 nucleotides. RefSeq lists its product as uncharacterized. The coding region runs from base 1 to 375 and encodes 124 amino acids. The transcript has 3 exons. NCBI's taxonomy places the organism in Eukaryota, Fungi, Ascomycota, Lecanoromycetes, Lecanorales, Parmeliaceae. The record is from RefSeq and is a predicted model, not a curated record. Gene Ontology annotation, cellular component: mitochondrion.